This is a messenger RNA of Cinara cedri, 279 nucleotides long. The record is from the annotation of a GenBank genome assembly. Lineage: Eukaryota; Metazoa; Arthropoda; Insecta; Hemiptera; Aphididae.
AUGUCGAACGAAGCCAAAAUUACUGACCCGUUAAACAUGGACAGUAUAUUACUGAAAGCGUCGCAAGAGAUUCUGUCCAAACAUUAUGGAUUCUGUUUCUCAGUUGAUAAUGACGAAACAGUAAAUGAAAAAACAUUCUAUACGCCACACGAUUCUAGCGAGUUCGCCGAAUUUGUUAAUUUCGAUCUGCUGGGUGAAGAAGGGGAAAAUCUAAAGUCUACCAACCACCUUAUUAAUUGUAAAAAAUAUGAAAAUAUCACAAAGGACGGUGUCACAUGA